This is a messenger RNA of Aspergillus chevalieri, 1503 nucleotides long. It is a transcript of the gene FDC1, whose product is annotated as UbiD family decarboxylase. Bases 1 to 1503 code for a protein of 500 amino acids. NCBI's taxonomy places the organism in Eukaryota, Fungi, Ascomycota, Eurotiomycetes, Eurotiales, Aspergillaceae. The record is from RefSeq and is a predicted model, not a curated record. Gene Ontology annotation, biological process: cinnamic acid catabolic process; ferulate metabolic process. Gene Ontology annotation, molecular function: carboxy-lyase activity. The transcript has 2 exons. Gene Ontology annotation, cellular component: cytoplasm.
AUGUCUCAAACGCAAGCUCACCUUUGCUUCCGCUCCUUCGUCGAGGCCCUAAAGGCCGACAACGACCUCGUCGAAAUCGAUAUCCCCGUCAACGCCGAUCUCGAAGCCGCAGCUAUCACCCGUCGAGUCUGCGAGACUAACGACAAGGCACCCCUGUUCAACAAUGUGAUCGGUAUGCAAUACGGUCUCUUCCGUAUUCUCGGAGCUCCCGGUUCGUUGAGAAACGGCGCGAAAGACCGCUACGGCCGCUUGGCCCGGCAUCUCGGUCUCCCUCCCACUGCGUCUAUGCGGGAGAUUCUCGACAAGAUGCUUGUUGCGAGCAAGAUGCCUCCGAUUGAGCCCACGAUCCUCCCCACCGGACCUUGCAAGGAGAACCAUCUCGAGGAGUCGCAGAUUAACCUGACGGCUCUUCCGGCUCCGAUGGUUCACCAGUCUGAUGGCGGGAAAUACAUCCAGACCUAUGGAAUGCACAUCAUCCAGACUCCCGACGGCAAAUGGACAAACUGGUCUAUUGCCCGGGCUAUGGUUUCUGACGAGAAGCAUCUGACCGGACUCGUCAUUCCCCCUCAGCACAUUUGGCAAAUCCACCAGAUGUGGAAGAAGGAAGGAAAGGAUGUUCCUUGGGCGUUAGCCUUCGGUGUACCUCCUGCGGCUAUCAUGGCUUCUAGCAUGCCCAUCCCCGAUGGCGUGACUGAGGCGGGCUACGUCGGUGCGAUGACUGGUUCAUCGUUGGAACUCGUCAAAUGCGACACAAAUAAUUUGUACGUGCCCGCGACGUCGGAGAUUGUCCUCGAAGGUACCUUGUCUAUCACCGAGAGCGGUCCAGAAGGUCCUUUUGGUGAAAUGCACGGAUAUAUCUUCCCGGGUGAUGUCCACGUUUGCCCCAAGUACAAGGUGAAUCGGAUCACAUACCGCAACAACCCUAUUCUUCCGAUGUCGUCCUGCGGACGGUUGACUGAUGAAACGCACACACUCAUCGGCUCCCUUGCCGCCGCAGAAAUCCGAAAGAUCUGCCAACAAAACGGCCUCCCCAUCACCGACGCCUUUUCGCCCUUCGAAUCCCAAGUCACAUGGGUGGCUCUUCGCGUCGACACCGCCAAGCUCCGGAGCAUGAACACCAACAGCGUCGAAUUCCGUAAGGAGGUUGGCGAUCUCAUCUUCAACGAGAAAGCCGGAUACACCAUCCACCGACUCGUGCUUGUUGGGGACGACAUCGAUGUCUACGACGGCAAGGAUGUCAUGUGGGCUUUCUCCACUCGCUGCCGGCCUGGUAUGGAUGAGACACACUAUGAAGACGUUCGCGGAUUCCCGUUGAUUCCGUAUAUGGGUAAGGGUAGUGGCUCGCCGGUCCAGGGCGGUAAGGUGGUCUCGGAUGCGUUGUUGCCCGUUGAGUAUACCACUGGCAAGAACUGGGAGGCUGCUGAUUUCGAGCACUCGUUCCCGGAAGAGGUGAAAUCGAAGGUGUUGGCCAACUGGAAGAAGAUGGGCUUCCGCGGCGAUUAA